GACUCGCCUCAUCUUGCCUAUCUGGACCUCAGUUUGAACAAACUCUCAGGCCCAAUCCCGUUACGCGUUGGUGCUCUUGCCGAGCUCAGGUUCUUGGGUCUAUCCUUCAAUGGCCUAAACGGGUCGAUACUACCAUUCAUAGGUAAUUGCACAAUGCCAACCUCCACUAUCUAUCAUACAAUUCACACCUGUAAGGAUACAUCCCUUCUACAAUUGCCUUACUAGACGAUUUAAAGAUGCUCAUCGUGAGUUGCAACAGCUUUAAUAAACUCAAUAGUCAAAUCCAUAUUAAAUUGUGUAGACAUUAAGUUCAACAACAUAUUUAGUUGUAUUGUCUUGCUGCAUGAUUUAAAUAUGAUCAGUUUUGCAGGCUUGCCUCAUCUUGACUAUCUUGACCUCUGUGACAACAAUCUCUCAGGCCGAAUCCCUUCAAAUAUUGGUGCUCAUGCUAACCUCUUGUUUAUCAAUCUUUCCAAUAAUCGCUUACACGGGUUCAUCCCACCAUCCAUUUGUAAUCUUACAAAACUAAUCUCCCUCGAUCUCUCCUACAAUUUGUUGUCUAAUGGAUUCCCGACUUGUGACAACCUAGCAAAGCUCUAUUUAAACCACAACAAAUUAACUGGCCCAAUACCUCCUAGUUUGUUAAAUCUGGCGAGUUUAAAAGUGUUGGAUAUAUCUAACAAUAAAAUCAUGGGUUCUAUUCCUAAAGGCAUUGGAAAUCUAACAAGUUUGGAAUGGUUGGAUAUAUCUAGCAACCAAAUCAUGGGUUCUAUUCCUAAAAGCAUAGGAAAUCUAACAAGUUUAGAACGGUUGGAUAUAUCUAGCAACCAGAUCAUGGGUUCUAUUCCUAACAGCAUGGGAAAUCUAAGAAGUUUAAAAUUCUUGAAUCUUUCUAACAAUCAAAUGAGUGGUCCUAUCCCUUCGACCUUCUCAAAAUUGAUCUCUGUAAACAUAAUUUCAAUAAAAUCCAAUCAGCUGAAUGGCAUAUUGCCACCGGAGUUAGGAUUACUUGUUCUUCUCUCAUAUCUGGAUCUAAGUACCAAUCAACUUGUAGGAGGCAUUCCACCUGAGAUAGGACAAUGUCACUCUUUAUCGUCGUUACUCGUAUCAGACAACUUGUUGACAGGACGGAUACCACAAGAACUUGGGUAUCUUUCCGAACUAUAUGAGCUUGAUUUGAGUAAAAACAAUUUAAGUGGUGCCAUCCCAGUGACUUUUUCUGAUCUUUACCAUUUGCUUAAGCUGAAUUUAUCAUAUAACAGUUUGGCUGGCAGAGUUCCAUAUCUUGCUGCAGGCGUGAUCUCACUUGACCGUAAUAUAGAGAUUCAAAUGACUUACCUCCAUGUGAAACACACCAAAGCAGAAAACAUCAAAGUAUGAUAAUUCUUGCUUUUCUCGCACCAUUUUCUUUCGCUUGCCUCUCAAUAGCAAUCAUCACGGUGGUCUGUCGGAGAAGAAAGUAUGUAAAAAGCACAAGAAAAAGCAAGUCUGGUGAUAUAUUGUCUAUA
Molecule: messenger RNA, 1508 nt
Organism: Aegilops tauschii subsp. strangulata
Lineage: Eukaryota; Viridiplantae; Streptophyta; Magnoliopsida; Poales; Poaceae
Molecular function (GO): protein binding
Source: RefSeq, a predicted model, not a curated record